Messenger RNA from Hemicordylus capensis (graceful crag lizard), 1939 nucleotides. It is a transcript of the gene RP9, whose product is annotated as RP9 pre-mRNA splicing factor. The record is from RefSeq and is a predicted model, not a curated record. The coding region runs from base 178 to 861 and encodes 227 amino acids. The transcript has 6 exons. Gene Ontology annotation, biological process: RNA splicing. Lineage: Eukaryota; Metazoa; Chordata; Lepidosauria; Squamata; Cordylidae.
AGGGGGCGUUGCCUCCGGCCGGCUAGAGGAAGUGCCUCCUUCGCCUGGAAGUGAAAGCGCGGGGCACGCAAAGCGUCGCCUGGGCUGCUGCCUGCAGAGGCGGAUGGAGAGGCGGGUCCCUCUUUGCAACUCAGCCAGGUUGCCUCUGCCCCGUUUUGUAGUCUUUGCGUUCCCAUCAUGUCCCAGGCGGGUAGACGCGAGGAGGGGAGGACCAGCAGCCUGAAGCGGCACAGAAGUCACAGGGAGUCCCUGCCCAGCAGCAGCAGCAGCAGCUCCAGCGGAGUCAGCAAAGGGCUGGAGCUGAGGGAGCAGAAGAGGAAGAAGCGCGAAGUGCAGCAGAUCCAGCAGAUGCAGCACCUUGAAUCCUUCUAUGAAAAACUUCCUCCUGGGCUAAUUAAGGAAAAUGAAACUAAACCCGAAGACUGUAUUCCUGAUGUACCUGGCAAUGAGCAUGCACGAGAAUUCCUAGCACAUGCCCCAACAAAAGGACUUUGGAUGCCACUAGGGAAAGAGGUGAAAGUCAUGCAGUGCUGGAGAUGUAAACGUUAUGGACACAGAACAGGAGAUAAAGAAUGUCCAUUCUUCAUUAAGGGCAAUCAGAAAUUAGAGCAAUUCAGAGUAGCACAUGAAGACCCCAUGUAUGAUAUAAUAAGGGAAAAUAAGCGCCAUGAGAAGGAAAUGCGGAUACAACAACUGAAGCAGCUACUAGAGGACUCCACUUCAGAUGAAGACAGCAGCACUGACAGCUCCAGUUCUUCAGAAUGCAGAGAAAAGUGCAAGAAGAAGAAGAAAUCAAAGAAGAAGAAGAAAAAGAGAAAGCACAAAUCCUCUAAAUCAAACAACAGGUCUGAAUCGGAUUGAGGAAAUGCCACCCUAAUGGUAAACUAGUGCAGUGGUAUAAAAUAUCCAAAGAAUAGUCCUCCCAAAAGGCCUUGGAAUAGUUCCAGGGCACAAUUUUGAGGCCCAUUUAUAUACCCCUUGGUGUUACUUGGUAGUUGCCUUAUCAACAGGUUUGCCCACUGUACCUCCACAUUGCAUCCCCCCCCUCCCAAUUUUUUUUAAAAAUGGUGAUUUGGUACAGUUAAUUUUCUGCUAGGAUAAAUGGCCUUUGGUGUUUGCAUGCUACUUUCCCCCUGCAUGUCUCCUUUUUAGCAGUUUUCUGUACCAUAGUCCCAGGUUUCUUUUCAAUGUACUAACAGGUUAAACAGAAGUGGGUAGGUUUUUUGGUUGAAGCUGCCAAUAGAGAAGCUUCAUAAAUCGUGCCCAGGGCAUACAAGAACCCCUGGGCCCUGGCCUAGGAGAAUAUAUUGAAAAGCAUCCCUUUAGAGUCAUGUCAGUGAGACUGCUGCAGUACUGCAGAUGAAUAAGGGAUUAAGGACUAACAAGGACUACUACUGACCAAUCAGAUUUAUGCGUUCUGAAGCAAAACUUAAGAAAAGCAAGAACAACAAGGGGACUCUGGGUGGAUUUCACUCUGUCUACAACAGAACAUUUGCAAAAAAAAAAAAGGAUGGUUUCGAUGAGAACAGUGUGAUGUAAGCACAGAUCACCACUGUGAUUUGUGCCCUGCAGUUUUAUGACACUGGGUAUGCUUUAAUGUAAUUGUACCUGCUCUAACCUUAAGCCAGCUUGCACAACUUGUGACCUAGGGGCUUUAUAAACCUGCUUUGGCUAGCUGUCCACCACAGCACUGGGGAUGAUUAAGUAUGUGGCAGGUCCUCCAUGCAUGGCUGGUAGGCUGCAUUUGGUGGGUCACAUGUUGUGCCAGUUUGACUUAGAAUUCUAUGCCAUGUUGGCAUAUUGUUUGGUAAUUCUGUAUGCAAAAAUCCUCAUUUAUAUGAUGUUGAUUAUAGAGUCUUGUCAAGCCUUUUCUAUUGUGCUGUGAUAUUUAAAGAUAAAAUGAAAUAAAUCUGUAUCUGCACAUAGCAUUUCCUUUCAA